Messenger RNA from Volvox carteri f. nagariensis, 1338 nucleotides. RefSeq lists its product as uncharacterized. Gene Ontology annotation, cellular component: chloroplast. The record is from RefSeq and is a predicted model, not a curated record. NCBI's taxonomy places the organism in Eukaryota, Viridiplantae, Chlorophyta, Chlorophyceae, Chlamydomonadales, Volvocaceae. The transcript is spliced from 5 exons. Bases 64 to 1131 code for a protein of 355 amino acids.
UAGAAUACUGUGGAAGUAAUUUGCAAGGCUUUAAAAGCUUGUAACCACGAUCGCAAUUCGGCCAUGUUAAAACAAUGCAGAUUACAUUACAAUCCAUUUAGUCAUGAUCAUAUCCGUCUCUCUACGCGGCCGACCUCGGGACGAUGCCGAACCCGUUUCAUACCAGUCCCCGUACACACAAUUCAACACGUACAAGCAUUUUAUGACAGGAGCGUUCCUAAAACUAGCAAGAGACGAGUGGUAAAGGCAUCCUCAGGAGCAUCUGCCUCCACUCCUCCCACACAGCCUAUCAUCAUUGACAUCCCGGGUAGCCAGCAGGAGGCUGUGCUGACCGCUGUCCAGUGCCUUGUGCCCGCACUUCAACCCCACCUUGCCAGCCUCAAAACCGCAAAGACCUCGAAGGGCUUCAGCUACGCGUCCAAAGGCGGCAACACCGCGAACCGCUUUGGUGUGGAGAUCCCCGUACUUGACACGUCCCCUCAAGCCGCAGUGGACCUCGCCAACCUCGUUCUCUCUGCCACCGCCGCGCGCGUCCAGCAGCGCAGCGGCGCCGCCGCCGCUGCAGCCGUUGCGCCCGCCAAUUGGACGCUCGUACACGCGCGCGAAGAUGCCGUACAGGUUGCCCGCAGCAGCGAUGGGACCCAGGUGUUGGGUUUACGUCAGGCGUGUCGGCAGACACAGCUAGGUGGCCUGCUGCUUGUCGUGGAGCCCUCGAUCAGCGAUGUGGCCCUGGUGGAGCAGCUUUUGGACGACGUGUGGGUCGGGCCAGCUGCAGUGGUGCUCAACCCCCAGUGGUCCCAGCAAGGGGCGGUGCUGCCCGCCGAGUAUCAGCGGGUAGCGGAGUCCAUAGCUGUGGUGUACAGCUUCCUGCCUUGCGCUAUCCAGGGAUUGCUGGGCCCGAAGGAGGGCGCCGUAUUGCGUAUGGUGGAGUCCAGAGCUGGUGCGGAAGGUAGCCCCCCCUGGCGUAUCCUGCUGAAGGAACGGGACCAGUUCGUCCAGGUCGGCGCAAUGGCCCGGCGACCGACAAGCAGCGACCUGGAACUUGCUUUCAUCAACGCAGCCGCAGCCUCGAGCCCCUUGACAAAGACCGCGAAGUUCCUGCGCGGCCUCAUUCCGGGCAAGAAGACCUAGAUGCGGCGAUGUGCGAUAACCUCGAACUCACAGAUGGGCGUAAGCUAAGGCUUCGAUACUGGCGCCUUACAAGGAAAGGAUAGACAGGGUUCGGAGAGCCGAUCGGUGUUUCCUGUCCUGCUUUACUUGUAUAUCGUAGAAUGCUGAGCCUGAUCUGCACAUCGUUCAACCUCUUGAUGACCUACAAGUGUAAUGAAAAAAUCUCAA